Messenger RNA from Prorocentrum cordatum, 390 nucleotides. The record is from the annotation of a GenBank genome assembly. NCBI's taxonomy places the organism in Eukaryota, Dinophyceae, Prorocentrales, Prorocentraceae.
GAGGUCGGGGACGCCUUCGCUGCGCUUUGGCACGACGUGUUCAGGGUCAACAGCGUUUACUGUUGCAGGCGUUGCGGGUCUCACUGCGCUGCGGGAGAUGUCCGCACAGUGCGGAAGCUUAGCUUGAGGUGCGAUGGGCUCUCGCCCUACGAGCCCACGCGCCGCAACCAGCAAGAUUCGAUCAGGCGCGUCGAGAGGCCACGCGGCGCGUUGAUCGACCAUGCCGUGAUUCGCUGCCGUUCCGUGGUCGGCUGGUGGAAGGGCGUCUUCUUCGGUGGCGACGCCUCCUUCGUCGGCGGCAAGUUGCCCUGCGUCCACGGCCUUGAGGGCGAUUUCUUCCUGUUGCUCUCCAUCUAUUUUGCCUCCUGCUCUUACGGCACCGUGCCGUGA